Messenger RNA from Plasmodium malariae, 1464 nucleotides. RefSeq names its product mitochondrial import inner membrane translocase subunit TIM44, putative (gene TIM44). Gene Ontology annotation, biological process: protein import into mitochondrial matrix. The coding region runs from base 1 to 1464 and encodes 487 amino acids. Gene Ontology annotation, molecular function: protein-folding chaperone binding. Gene Ontology annotation, cellular component: mitochondrial inner membrane. Lineage: Eukaryota; Apicomplexa; Aconoidasida; Haemosporida; Plasmodiidae. The transcript is spliced from 2 exons. The record is from RefSeq and is a predicted model, not a curated record.
AUGAAGAGUAUAAUAAAUAAUGUAGUUGUGAAAAAUUUUAAAAGUGGUAAUAAUUUAAAAUAUAGAAGAUUAAUUUCGGGAAAAUGUGAAGUCAAAAAUAUAUAUAAUAGUAAAAAUAUAAUACUUAAUAGGGUGUAUUGUUUCGAAAGUAGUGACAGAAAAGUACUUGGAUGCAUAUACUCAUCCUUAAAUAAAAAAAAUUAUUCCAGCUUUAUGAAGAAUGUUAUAGAACAGGUUAAGAAAGACAUGAAAGAAAACAAAAAGUACCAAGAGGCUUUAAAGGAAUUGAAGGAUAAAAUAGAAAUAGAAGAUAAGGCAAUAAAAUUAAAAAGACGAAUUGAAGAAAACACAAAUUUUUUUAAAACAGUAAAAGAAAAAAACGCAGAGGCGAUAAAAAUAAUAUGCAAUGAUAUCAACAAUUUUGUUUCAUAUUGUUUUGAAAAUUAUUACGCAUUAAAAUAUAGUAAAUACAUAACUGUUAAAUUAUUCUUAACCUUAAAAGAAUUACUAAUAAAUACAACAAAUAAAUUGAUUGAGUUGAGUGAAAAGUGGAAUGACAACAAUGCAUUCGUUCAUUUAGACAAAUGGCGGCAAGAAAUGGCAAUAAAAAGGUUUAAAAAAAAAAAUGCCCAGAUUAAUGAAAAAAAGGGGUAUAAAAAUGUGAGUAGUAAAAAUGUGAGUGGCAAAAAUAUGAGUGGCAAAAAUAUGAGUGGCAAAAAUGUGAGUGCUAAAAAUGUAAGUAAAAAUUUUGAAGAAAACGAAAAAGAAAACAGUAUUAAUUAUAAUGACAGUGACAGUGUUAACAACGCGAAUGAACAGUCAGUCGAUAAAAAUAAAAAUUGUGAAAAUAAAGAAGGUAGCGAAUUAAUUUUAACCUAUGAGUCUGCAUGGGAUAAAUUUGGAAGUAAAUUGAAAGAUAUGCCAUUUUUAAAUAAUUUUUUUGAAAACCCUAUUUUAGGAAAAUUAUUUGGGGAAACUGAAUUAGCUGCUGCUCUAAGAGAAAUGAAAAUGCAUGAUAAAAAUUUUAAAUUAUCAGAACUGAUGUAUUUAUUUGAAUAUGUUAUAUCAAAACAUAUUGUCGAAUCUUAUUUAAUUGGAGAUGAAGAAACACUCCGAUUACACUGUGGCCCAUCGGCAUUUAAUUCCUUAAAUGCAAGUAUUAAUGAAAGAAAAAAAAAAAAAGUCUUCCUAGACACUAAUGUUUUAAUAUACAAAAAUCAUGAACUUAAAGGAGCUCAAAGAAUGGAAGAAAGUACUCCUUGGUUCAUUUUUACGUUCCACACACAACAAAUUAAUUGCUUAAAAAAUAAAAAUGAUGAAAUUAUUGAAGGAAAAAUUGAUGACAUUAGAGAAGUUGUUUAUACCAUAGCCCUAUCUAAACACCCCGAACCCGAAAAAGAGGGAUUACUGUACCCUUACAUAGUAAGGGAGUUUGCAAUUAUUGGCAAUACCCCCUCCUGGUAA